Aspergillus piperis CBS 112811 is the source of this 1770-nucleotide messenger RNA. Its product is annotated as glycoside hydrolase family 16 protein. Gene Ontology annotation, biological process: fungal-type cell wall organization; carbohydrate metabolic process. Gene Ontology annotation, molecular function: glycosyltransferase activity; hydrolase activity, hydrolyzing O-glycosyl compounds. Gene Ontology annotation, cellular component: fungal-type cell wall. The transcript is spliced from 2 exons. The record is from RefSeq and is a predicted model, not a curated record. Lineage: Eukaryota; Fungi; Ascomycota; Eurotiomycetes; Eurotiales; Aspergillaceae. The coding region runs from base 471 to 1562 and encodes 363 amino acids.
AAUAAGCAUGACUCGGAUAUUAGUGAUGAGGGGACGAAAAAAGAAGGGAAAGCAAAGUGUUUGCCAACGCCCAUGUGUGGGUUGGAUGCCAUGGCUCUAAAUUAAUUAAAAGGAAAACCGUCAUACCCUCUCGUUCUUCUCCUCUCCUGUCGUUUGUUCUUCUCCGUUUCAUCUCGUUCCUGUCUUCCUCCUGCUCCCCUUCGUUCCCUUGCCGGUGGGCAUCAAACACACCUCGUGCGAUUCGAUCGCACUGCCAUUCAUUCAAUAAUCGUCACUCUUUUCUUUCUUGUGGGGAACAGUUGGAUAUUCGACAACGCCGUUGUAGGGUUUGAUCUCUCCAUUUAGAUCCCUCUGUUACCUUUUAUCACAUUCGGGAGAGAUCCUUGACCCGCAACUUGACCCGAGUCGCUCCGCUCAUUGCAACCAAGAUCUCUGAGGAGUGGUGACCCUCGACAACACAGCCUGCCAUCAUGUCACUCUUUCAUGUACUGGCGCUGCUGGUAGCCAGUCUUAGUCUUGUUACCGCUCAGACUUUCAGCAACUGUAACCCACUCAAUACAACAUGUCCUGCAGACGCAGCCUUAGGUACCAAUCAUACCUGGUACUUCAACUCUACCCUCGACGACACGAUCUGGAAUGUCACCAACGGCAAUAUUGGCAUCACCGAUGAGGGUGCGGAAUUCUCCAUCGCUCAAAAGAUGGAUUCGCCCACUAUGCAAUCUAACUUCUUCAUCUUCUUUGGCAUUGUCGAGUCCCAUGUCAAGAUGGCCAAGGGUGGUGGUGUAGUGAGCAGUGUGGUGCUCCAAUCGGAUGACUUGGACGAGAUCGACUGGGAGUGGGUGGGAUAUAACACCAGUGAGGUACAGUCCAACUAUUUCGGCAAGGGCAACAACACGUCUUUCGACCGGGGUGGCUUCCACUACGUUCCUAAUGCCGACACGGAAUUCCAUAACUAUACCACCUACUGGACGAGCGAAAAGGUCGAGUGGUGGAUUGACCAGCAAUUGGUCCGCACGCUGAAGUAUGAAGAUGCUGUGGGUGGCAAGAACUUCCCCCAGACCCCCAGCAACAUCCGCUUUGGAAUCUGGCCUGCCGGCGAUCCCAGUCAGCCUCAUGGUACCAUUGUAUGGGCAGGUGGUGAGAUUGAUUACUCGGCUGGCCCGUACACCAUGGUAGUUGAGAAGGUUCGCGUGCAUGACUUCCACACCGGCAAGGAGUAUACGUACUCAGACCAUUCGGGAUCCUGGGAGAGCAUCAAGGUCGUGUCUGGUAAUUCGACCACCGUGGAACAGCUCAACAAGCCUCCUCCGAAGUCACUGUCCGAAAAAUGGAACGAGCUACCAAGUGGCGCAAAGGCUGGUGUCGGCAUUGGCGUAGCAGCUGUCGGAGCCAGUUGUCUUGCUGGUUUCAUCUUCUUCUGUGUGCGGCAGCGCAAGAGGGGCCGUCUCGAACAUGCCCUGAACGAUGCGAAGUGGGAUUCCGAACGGACGGAGAUGAACAACUUCCAGUCCGAGUGGAAGCAAAGCGAAUGGAAACAUAAGGGCUACCAGCCAGUCUCCUAGCCGGCUGAAGUAUCCAUUCUAAAAUGACCUCUGUGUCCAUGACGAAAACGAUGAAUUCCAACCUCUGUUCCAGGGGUGCCACCUUGUCUCUUUCUGUGGGGAUUUGUAUGAAGCUUUCUGCGUGCCCAUCACACCAACGCGGCGAAGCAAUCCAUACCAGCGCCUGCUUUGCUGGCCAAGGUCGCGCUGGAGUUGUUCUUGAACCAUA